AUGGCCACAAACAUCACCUACCACGCCAGCGCCGUCACCCGCUCCGAGCGCAGCGCCCUCCGUAACCAGCGCGGCCUCACAAUCUGGCUCACCGGGCUCUCCGCCUCGGGCAAAUCCACCAUCGCCGUGGAACUGGAGCACCAGCUGCUCCGCGACCGGGGCGUCUCCGCCUACCGGCUGGACGGCGACAACAUCCGCUUCGGCCUGAACAAGGACCUGGGAUUCAGCGAGAAGGACCGCAACGAGAACAUCCGGCGCAUCGCGGAGGUAGCGAAGCUCUUCGCCGACAGCGCCACCAUCGCCAUCACCUCGUUCAUCUCGCCGUACAAGGCCGACCGCGACACCGCGCGCAAGCUGCACGAGGUGCCGACGCCUGGCGAGGAUACGGGCCUCCCCUUCGUCGAGGUAUACGUCGAUGUGCCGGUCGAGGUGGCGGAGCAGCGGGAUCCCAAGGGACUGUAUAAGAAGGCGCGGGAAGGGAUCAUCAAGGAGUUUACGGGGAUUAGUGCCCCGUAUGAGGCGCCGGAUAAGCCCGAGGUGCAUAUCAAGAACUAUAAUUUGCCCGUGAGGGAUGCGGUUGCGCAGAUUAUUGCGUACUUGGAUGAGCAGGGGUAUUUGCCUCCUAAGAAGGAGUAG
Molecule: messenger RNA, 636 nt
Organism: Aspergillus udagawae
Lineage: Eukaryota; Fungi; Ascomycota; Eurotiomycetes; Eurotiales; Aspergillaceae
Product: adenylyl-sulfate kinase
Exons: 2
Coding region: 1-636 (211 amino acids)
Biological process (GO): sulfate assimilation
Molecular function (GO): ATP binding; adenylylsulfate kinase activity
Source: RefSeq, a predicted model, not a curated record